Messenger RNA from Fomitopsis serialis, 866 nucleotides. RefSeq lists its product as uncharacterized. The transcript has a single exon. The record is from RefSeq and is a predicted model, not a curated record. Lineage: Eukaryota; Fungi; Basidiomycota; Agaricomycetes; Polyporales; Fomitopsidaceae. Bases 93 to 782 code for a protein of 229 amino acids.
UGCUCCUCUCAUUCGCCAGCGGACAUUGACAGUGCGAGAUCUAACACGCGGUACAAUACAUUGUUUAUCUAAAUUGUGCCCAACGGGAUGUCAUGUUGCUCUUUCUCGCUGUCUCGCUAUCGUACGCUCUACCGACGAAAUACAUCUGUGCCUCGUCGAUGUCAUUGUACCUACAGUACGAUACAACAAAUAGAAUGUACAUUCAUAUGACUCAAUCCACUCUCCUCCGCUUAGCGUCGUGUUCCCCGUCUACCGACCGUGAGCGACGUCUCCGAUCCUGUCUGGGCUCGUCCCUCUCUCGCCAUCCCUCUCUCCGCACAGGAGACCGUGAUCUCGAGUAUGGCUGCCGUCUGCGGUCCCUGUCCCUGUCUCGGCCGUCAUACCGAUCCCUAUCCCUGUCGUCCCGCCGGUCAUACCGAUCUCGCCCACCAUACAUGUCCCUGUCUCGCUCAUGCCCUCCUUGCUGCUCUCUGCUCUUCUCGCGACUUCUCCGCCUAUCCCGUCCAUCUCCAUCGGCAUUCCGAUCACGUUCCCUCCAUGAGCCCUUCUCCUUCUCCCCGUCCCGAUCGCCUCUCGCGCCCCACUGCCGUCCGGCCGUACCACCACCCAUGCUCGCGUUAGCACCGGUACCAAUCUUGUUCGGCGGUAGAUUAUUGUUCUGCGGACAGUCCUUCUUGAGGUGUGGCCCGCCGCAGAGGAAGCAGCCGGCGCCCGACCCGGGACCGACGGGCUGGCCGGCCGUCCCACAGAAUGACGUCAGGCCUGGACGCGUCCACCUGUGACGCUGGCGAUUCCUAAUGGAGUCGGUCGAGUCACAAGAAACAAGCGCAGGAGAGAGACAGGGUAAAAGACUGCUCUUUGGGGUU